Messenger RNA from Dothidotthia symphoricarpi CBS 119687, 2955 nucleotides. RefSeq lists its product as uncharacterized. The record is from RefSeq and is a predicted model, not a curated record. NCBI's taxonomy places the organism in Eukaryota, Fungi, Ascomycota, Dothideomycetes, Pleosporales, Dothidotthiaceae. The coding region runs from base 1 to 2955 and encodes 984 amino acids. The transcript has 2 exons.
AUGGCCGACGACCGCCGUCCACUCGUCCACGGACUGUCGGACUAUCCUGAGACAGCAGAGCACACACCUGCAUCGCCCUCGUUGGGCUUCACAAACAAAUUCCCCUCCCUCUCGUUCGCGCACAUCGCACCCCCGACCACCCCGCCGACGCCCUCGCGCCCCACCUAUGCGCGUCUCCAGAGCGAUGCGCCGGUGGAGAGGAGGACCCCAAGCACCGUAGUUGAGGAAGACGAGGAGGAUGACAUCGCAGACAGCUUCAGACGGCAGGACAGCGGCGGCCUAGGCAUAGCUGCCUCGAACUCCCCAGUAGCAAGUAUCAGGCGGGCCAGCCUCGCCAGACGUCCAGUGGCUUCCUCUCUCAAGAGCCCCAGCACCGCGUCACCUCCAGGCACAGCCGACCCGUUCUUAGGCAGGUUUCCCCACGAUUCAGCCGAGGCUACGCCGGAUUUGACGCGCGAGAGAUUCAGUCCUAAUGGGGGCUAUGAGGAGUUUCGGCGAGGGCUUCCAAACCAUGCCGUGCGGAGUCUUACAGCCGCCGGCCACAACUACGAGCAGCCACUGCACUCUUCAGCAAGAAAACCGGGCGCGCCUUCCGCUGAGCCCGCAUACGAGCACACGUUUCAUCCCUCACACGAGUGCCAGACCACCAGAGACUUUUACAACUCCAAGGUUUCCUGGCUGAACGUCAGCAUCAUCGUCAUAUGUCUGUUUUCAACCAUCUUUUCUGGUAUCUUCCUAGUCUUGGCGCUGAAAGCACCGCGCUAUGGUCGCAGGAUCCGAAGUCAAGGCCACUUCAAACCCUCAGAUGCUAUUCUCCUCACUUCUGUUCUGGCCAAGGCCAUUGAGCUUUCCUUUGUCACGUCCUUUGUCGCCUUCCUGGGACAAGUCCUCAGCCGGAGGGCGUUCAUGAAAGAAGAUGGCCGCGGUGUGACACUCUCAGAACUGAGCAUGUGGAGAUGGGUCGUUCAGCCAGGCACAUUAAUCACGCACUGGGAAGCCUUUUUUUACGCUGGGACUUCUGUUUUGGGUAUACUGAGCUUGCUAAGCGCAGUCGUAGCCACCCUUUAUUCGUCUGCGGCCGCUGCGGUGGUCCAGCCAGUAUUAAGAGACGGCGGUGAUUGGACACCUAUGAUAAUGGCUGGCAGUAUCAGAUCGGAUUUUGCUAACAUAGACUAUGUCAAAGCCAUGUGCGAAACUCCAAUUCGUACUGACAAGGAGUAUAGCGGUGCCACAUGUGUGCAAAUUGAGCACGCUGGCCAGGGAUACUACAACUAUCAGCGCUACCUUGCUGGUUGGGAUGUUGCAGCUUCUAACGGGAAUGGUUCUUCUGACCAGCGCGAACGACCACCUGGCUUUGGGCUACUAUACGACAAUACCACAGUCACGGCCCAAUGGAUCAACAUCGUCAACACCACAGAGAUCUCUAAACAGCAUGGUCGAGUCAUUAACAACGUCUCUCUGGCGAUGCCUCAUUCCGGAGUGUUUGCAGCUGCACACGAUCAAAGAAACGGUAUUCUUCAGCCGGAAGAACUCAAUUCAGAAGGAACGUACUCAUUGCGCGCAUCUGUACCGUCGCCAGUCUUGAAUGCGCUUUGUGUCAACAUGAAUAAGACGGAGCUUGACCCGAUCGUAUAUGACAGCUGGAACGACGAACUCGUCAACAUCACUACGUGGAAAGACGGGUUUCUCAUGGAUAACGCGACCACGACGAACAAGACCGUGGUGGAUGAUAUCUUUGGUUGGAAUGAUGUGGACCGAGUGGACUACCCGCCUGUGUUUUCGAGGUUUCCGCUUCCCUUCAACACGGUGAUGAACCACACUUCAUACCCAUGGGGAAGAGCUGCAAUAUAUUUCCUUGGCCAGGGUGGUUUAGCCGACGACGGCACAAAUGGGACUGGUACGUUUGCCUUGUGUCGUCUCCAGAUGAACCUCAGCCCAGAGUGUCAAACACGGUAUAACGUCAGUGGCGCUAGCGGAUCAAUGGAGAGUCUCUGCGAGGACCGUGCCGGCAGUAUGCAGUAUAGCGAAAGGAACCCUGACGCCCAGUGGAUUCUCGGUGUCAGAAACUGGAGGGAUAUCGGGUUCGAUUGGGCGAACAGUCUCUCGCUAAACACUGGAAUCAUGGACGGGUAUGCGAGCAUCUCGAGAAUAUUGACCCAGUUGAUCCUGAUGCCGUCUGACCCGGAUCCUACGAAUCUUGCAGUUAAACUCAAUCCAGACUUGCCGAGUCUGGGUGAGGCGCUAGCAGUUCUCUCUGGCUGUACGUUGCUUAAGUCUAUGAUUGAUGCACCAUUUGUGCAUUUCUGGAACUACACACGCCCCGCGCUUGAUAAUUACCAAACCCAAUAUUUCAACGCGUCUCUCAGGGCCCAGCAAUACGCAUCCGGCGGCGUUGAUUCCGCCUCAAAGGGCUGGAUUCUUAUCCUACUCCUCGUCUUCCUGAUGAAUGUUGGCGUCCUCGCCUACUUCCUUGUCCACCGCGGCCUAGUCACCGACUUCUGUGAGCCGCCAAAUCUUUUCGCUUUGGCUGUCAACUCGCCGCCUUCACACGUCCUUGCUGGAUCGUGUGGUGGCGGUCCUGAGGGCAAGCAGUAUGGAGUCAAUUGGUUUGUCCAACAUGAGGGCGGUCAUCUGUACAUGGAGCCAGGAGAGAAAAGUGAUCUUCAGCACGACUAUGGGAAACCGCAUGUCCAUGUUGAGGAAGUCGAGUCGGAGACUCCAUCACUUCGGCAGAAGUCUAGCAACGGUUUCUUCACUCCCAUUGUUAGCGCUUUCUCAAGACUCACGGGGCAGUUUGGGAAGAAGCGGGCACCCGCCAGACUCCAGUCGGGGAGCGCGGUAGAGCGAAUGAGACCGGUGAGUGUGGCGAGUAAUGCUGGAUAUGAGAUGGAGGAUGGAACUACACGGACACAGCGACAGUAUGCCAAGCUGGCGAAUAGGAGGAGUAUGUUGUAG